CCUAAACAAACUAAAAAAACAAAACCUAUCCUAAUCAAGAUUGCACAUUAAAAUCUUUUCGGACGCAGCGUCACUUGCCUAAUACUCCUUUUUCGUCGUCAUCCCAAAAGCAAAACCUCCACGUUUUACUAAUCUAUCUUUCUAUAUAUACAACGAACUCCCCAAAAGCAAGAAGAAUAAGAACCCACUAAGAAAAUGGAAGGAUUCAAAGUAGACAAAUGGGGUUAUCAAGUCAAAACCAAGUCUGAUUCUUGCAUAUCUGCCAUCAAUUCUUAUUAUCAUCAGGUACUUAGCUAUGGAAGAGAGAGGUCAGUUAUAUUGGAAGCUCCUAAAAAAGACCCAACUUGUGUUUUGGCUAAUAUUUUGGCUGCUCAUUUUCUUUGCUCUGCUGAUUCUUCACGUGCUAUGCUUCUUCUUGAAGCUGCCAAGUCUCAUCUAGAACAAGCCAGCUCGUAUGAGAAAAUGGUUUUUGAGGCAAUAAGUUAUUUGGUUUUACCUAAUAGAGAUGAUGAUGUGGCUGUUGAACUACACUUGAAGCUGCUUAAGGAUUUCCCCAGAGAUCUGGUCACUCUAAAGCGGGGUCAUGUGCUUUGUUUCUACAUGGGUUGCCCUGAUUUGUCGCUGAAACUUUUUGAACAGGUCCUACCAGUAAAUAAACACGAAAAUUACAUUUAUGGCAUGCUCGCAUUUGCUCUAUUAGAGCUUGGUCAAUAUGCGGAUGCAAAAGAAGCUGCAAAGAAAGGCUUUGAGAUUGAUAGUGAAGAUGCCUGGACACACCAUGCUCUCUGUCAUGUUUAUCAGUAUGAGUGUCGUUUUAAAGAAGCAGUACAAUUUAUGGAGGAAUGCUCAAGAACCUGGAGUUCUUUGUCAUCUUUUAUGUAUACACACAAUUGGUGGCACGUUGCGCUUUGUUAUAUGGAAGGUCAUUCACCCAUGGAAAAAGUAAGAGAUGUUUAUGAUCAAAACAUCUGGAAAGAGUUGGAAAGAAUUGAUGCCAGUCCAGCCGAAGUGUACCUGAAUGCUGUUGGUUUGUUACUUCGGGUAUAUGUACGAGGUGGGAUUAAUGUAUUUGGGGACCGUUUGAAGAUCCUAGCUGAUCGUCUGACAGAUAAAGCUUUCUGGUAUCUUGAAUGGCACCUGGAUGUAUUGGUGUUAUGGGCCCUAUCCUGUACAGGUGAAGUUUCUAAAGCAGAAGAGUUACUGGAGGGUUUAAAAUCCAGAAUUUCUACCAUGACCAAGAAAAAACGAGAAUAUAUGCAGAGAGCUGUGCUGCUUGCAGAAGCGAUAUUUGAAUAUGGUAAGGGUGAAAAUGAACGGGCGUUGGAAUUGCUCGGACAAACAUUUGAUGCCAUUGACUACAAGAUUAUUGGAGCGUCAGACGAACAGCUUGACGUUUUCAAUGAAGUUUGGAUCACUAUGUUGCUAAGCAGUGGUCAGGCUACAAAAGCUAUUGAGGCCAUAGAGAAGCAGCUAAAGAAGAGGGAAGGAACCCCGUUCUUGUGGCGCCUCCUGGAAAAAGGUUAUUCAAUGUCAGGAAAGCAAGAAGCUAUGGAAGCAGGCAAAAAAGCUCAGGCAUUGGAAGGUGCAUACUUCAAUUAAUCUUGGCAAAAGGAUGAUAACUAUCCAAAAUAAAUACUCUUCCACUUCUUAUUGUUAGCGAUUUUCACUUCUUGUAAUCCUCUUCUUUUUUUUCUAGUAGAAUGUGUAGUACUAAACUAUGAAGUUUCUCCAUGUUGUGUAUUUUAUAAGCAGUGUCCCCCGAGCCAAUUCUAUCGUUGGUGGUCGGAGACUCUUGUAGGGAGACCAAGACGAAACUCGGAAAUCUUACAUAAUCUCUUUUUUCAUAACGGUGGUGUUCAGAUCAGA
Molecule: messenger RNA, 1866 nt
Organism: Solanum dulcamara
Lineage: Eukaryota; Viridiplantae; Streptophyta; Magnoliopsida; Solanales; Solanaceae
Exons: 14
Coding region: 196-1599 (467 amino acids)
Molecular function (GO): protein binding
Source: RefSeq, a predicted model, not a curated record